AUGGAGGAGAGCCUGGGGGUCCAGCCUUUGGGGCCAGGCCCCAUCCUGCACCUUGGGGGCUCCAGCCCCCCAAAACUAAAUCUCUACAGCGUCCCUUCAGCUUUCAGCCUCCCCAGCCCCAGAACCCAGAGAAAGCACUGGCCCCUGGACAGAACUGUUCGCGGCAAGGGCUGCAUGCAUGUUGGCCACGCGGCAGGAGGAGCCUUCGGUGGCAACUCUCAGUCUCAGCGGCACCUGGGUCCACAGCUCGGGCCCCAGCGGACGCCAGGCGUCCCCGGGGAGGGCGCAGCUGGCCUGGCAGAGCCUGGACACCUGGGGCCCGCGCCUCCUUCCACACUGUGGUGUCGCCUUCCCCGCCGGCUCGGCCCCACUGGCAAGAUCGAGGGCUUCAGCAACGUCCGCGAGCUCUACGCCAAGAUCGCCGAGGCCUUCGGGAUAGCGCCCACCGAGAUCUUAUUCUGUACCCUCAACAGCCACAAGGUGGACAUGCAGAAGCUGCUGGGGGGGCAGAUAGGGCUGGAGGACUUCAUCUUCGCCCAUGUGCGCGGCGAGACCAAAGAGGUAGAGGUCACCAAGACAGAGGACGCGCUGGGGCUGACCAUCACAGACAACGGCGCCGGCUACGCCUUCAUCAAGAGGAUCAAGGAAGGCAGCAUCAUCAAUCGCAUCGAGACCGUGAGCGUGGGGGACAGCAUCGAGGCCAUCAAUGACCACUCCAUCGUCGGCUGCCGCCACUACGAGGUGGCCAAGAUGCUCCGGGAGCUGCCAAAGUCCCAGCCCUUCACCUUGCGCCUGGUUCAGCCCAAGAGAGCCUUUGAUAUGAUUGGCCAGCGGAGCCGGGGCAGCAAGUGUCCCGUGGAAGCCAAAGUGACCACCGGGAGAGAGACCCUGAGGCUGCGUUCUGGAGGUGCCGCCACUGUGGAGGAAGUGCCCGGCGAGUUUGAGGAGGAGGCGUCCCAGAAGGUGGACGACCUGCUGGAGAGCUACAUGGGCAUCCGAGACCCCGAGCUGGCAUCCACCAUGGUGGAGACGUCCAAGAAGACAGCCAGCGUCCAGGAGUUCGCGCGUUGUUUAGACUCCGUCUUAGGAGAGUUUGCCUUCCCGGACGAGUUUGUGGUGGAGGUGUGGGCCGCCAUCGGCGAAGCCAGGGAGGCCUGUGGCUAGUGUGCUCGGGUAGCCAGCGGAGCCCCAGCCCGGAGUCUGGCCCCCCACCCCAGCCCUGCUCCAGUACCCGGCCCCAGC
Messenger RNA from Fukomys damarensis (Damara mole-rat), 1242 nucleotides. It is a transcript of the gene Gipc3, whose product is annotated as GIPC PDZ domain containing family member 3. Gene Ontology annotation, molecular function: protein binding. The record is from RefSeq and is a predicted model, not a curated record. Lineage: Eukaryota; Metazoa; Chordata; Mammalia; Rodentia; Bathyergidae. Bases 1 to 1164 code for a protein of 387 amino acids. The transcript has 9 exons.